AUGGCGCAAGAACAAGCCAGUAGCAUCGAAAAGAUUCGCUUCCAUUCCAAGGAUGUACCUGAGUUGCGUGAUGACCUGAUGGAGCUUGACGCGUCUGACACUGAGGCGCGUCUCGCUCAAACAAUAAGAGAUUUGCGGGCACGCGUCGAGGAACAACAGGCUGCAUUGGAGACGCUGCGAGCAAAAUCACACGUCAACAUUGAGGCUGCCGCCUUUGCUUCCUCGGAUCCGCAUGAGAGGCUUCAACAACUUCGUGCUGUGAAAGACGCGUAUAAGCGCCUCACGGCUGUUGCACCCUUCCUUCCAGAGAAGGGCUCUGUACUUCCCACGCUUCUGAUCGCUCGUACCCUACAGCACAACGUCCAGGGGACCAAGCGGGCGAUCUCCAGCACACAACAGAAGAUAACAACGACAGAUGCGUUAUUACGCCGCGAGGAAGCAAACUUGAAAGAUGCAGGGCUCCUCACGCAUUCAAUGGAGAAUCGAAUUGAGAGAUUGCGCGCGCAAGAAGAAGCUCGCUCACAGAAAACACCUGCACAACUGGCUCGAGAGUUGAUAGCAACCAAACGUGCACAAAAGGAAACUUAUGAUGCAGCGACACGGUCACUUGAGGUUGAUUUAAACGACUUCAUCAACGAUUACCUGGCAGCAAUGAUAGCAGCCGAAGAGCUAGGAGGACCAGUCGUUGGUGACAUACUGAAUGUUCAGGAUGGCACUCUUGCAGCAGGCUUCACCAAGCAAGGAAAAGCGAAGUCAACUAAAAAGGCUCCAUCCGACAAAACACGUCAACGAAGGAUCGACCAGAUUUGGGGAAACAAGCCGGCCAUCGAAGAAGACGAGGAGCCGCCAACAGAAGCUGAGGCAGCCGAUGCGGCAAUGCGGCAAUUGAUUGAAAAUUUGUUCGCAACCUUAGUCGGACCUGGCGGAGGGAAGGCAUAUUAUCAACUGGACCGAGAUUCGGCUGCGACCCGGUUUUUGGUCAGAGCGAAAAUCGCGCAGUUCCAUCCUAAAGAUGCAAAGAAACUUCGCUUGAUCGAUUUUGGAAGAGAACUGGACGAUUAG
Messenger RNA from Boeremia exigua, 1062 nucleotides. RefSeq lists its product as uncharacterized. NCBI's taxonomy places the organism in Eukaryota, Fungi, Ascomycota, Dothideomycetes, Pleosporales, Didymellaceae. Gene Ontology annotation, cellular component: nucleus. The record is from RefSeq and is a predicted model, not a curated record. Gene Ontology annotation, biological process: mitotic sister chromatid segregation; kinetochore assembly. The transcript is spliced from 2 exons. The coding region runs from base 1 to 1062 and encodes 353 amino acids.